AUGACCGACAAAAAUCAAAGUGAUUCGGAUGAGGACAUCGAAAGUCUUACAAACCACGAAACUUCGUUGGAAGCUGCAUCAAAAGCCCGCAAACGGCGGUUACUUGCAAUGAAAUCGAAGAUUCAUGGUGUUGAGAUGCAAGAGGAAGAUUACGACCAAGGCGAGACAUCGACAAAAAAGAACCGAGAAAAUGGUCGAGAAUUCCGAAAUCACAAGCCAGAUGAGGCGGUCGGCACUCAAAAUACUGCAUUAGAUUUGGAUAUUGUCCAGAGGGAAAUAACAGAUCAUUUAAAGGAUGUUCUUCAUGAGAAAGCCAUCGACAGUGUAGAUUUGGCAAUGUUGGCACCGAAAAAGAUAGAUUGGGAUUUGAAGAGAGAUAUUGAGUCGAAGUUGCAGAAGUUGGAGAGGAAGACGACGCAAAAAGCUGUUGCUACAAUCAUUCGACAGCGUCUGGCUGAAGGAAAGGGAGAUCUCGCUGCUACUGUCAAUGCUGCAGCCGCACAAAAUCUGUAA
Molecule: messenger RNA, 513 nt
Organism: Caenorhabditis remanei
Lineage: Eukaryota; Metazoa; Nematoda; Chromadorea; Rhabditida; Rhabditidae
Exons: 3
Coding region: 1-513 (170 amino acids)
Cellular component (GO): U2-type spliceosomal complex; post-mRNA release spliceosomal complex
Source: RefSeq, a predicted model, not a curated record